CUGGAGCCACCGCCCGGAUUCCGACGUCUUGGGGUUUAGAUUUUCAGAGGCUUACCUGUUCGAUUUUCAACCUGCUUCUGCCGGUAUCUUGGUGUCCAGCGACUGUGAAUCCUAAGCGAGGGCAGCGGAAGGCAAGGGAGCGGGAAAUGGAGAAGAUAACCUUUGAGGAUGUGGCCAUAAAUUUCACCAGGGAAGAAUGGACUUUGUUAAAACUUUCUCAAAAGAAGCUCUACAGAGAUGUGAUGUUGGAAACCUUGAGCAACCUGGCCUCUAUUGAACAGAAGCAGGAAAAAGAACACAAUGAAGUUAACUGCAAAAAUCCCAGGGAAGACUUAAGACAAGAAGAAAUUGACACUGAACUUAAGCACUGCUAUAAAUGUAUGCAUUGUGGAAGAUCCUUCCCUAACUCCAGUACCCUUCAAGAGCAUAAAAGAAUUCACCCUGGGGAGAAACUCUAUGGACAUGAGCAAUGUGGGAAAACAUUUGCUGUUUGCGAAUCCCUUCGAGGACAUGGAAGAAUUCGUACUGGAGAGAAACCCUACUUAUGUAAGCAAUGUGGAAAAUCAUUCCUUCUUCCUCCUUGCCUUCAAAGACAUAAAGGAACUCACACAGGAGAGAAACCCUAUGGAUGUCAGCAGUGUGGGAAAACAUUCACUUUUCCGAGUGCCUGUCAAAGACAUGAAAGAUCUCACACUGGAGAGAAACCCUAUGAAUGUAAGCAAUGUGGAAAAACCUUGAAGUCCUCUAGUUCCCUUAAAACACACGAAAGUAUUCACAGUGGAGAGAAAUCCUAUGAAUGUAAGCAAUGUGGGAAAGCAUUCACUUUUUCCAGUGCCCUUCGAAGGCACGAAAGAACUCACACUGGUGAGAAACACUUUGUAUGUGAGAAGUGUGGCAAAGCCUUCACUGACUCUAGUCACCUUCAGUCACAUCAAAGAACUCACACAGGAGAGAAACCCUAUGAAUGUAAGCAAUGUGGGAAAACAUUCAGUGUUUCCUGUGCCCUUCGAAGGCACAAAAGAACUCACACUGGAGAGAAGCCCUUUGCAUGUGAGAAGUGUGGCAAAGCCUUCACUGACUCUAGUCACCUUCAAUCACAUCAAAGAACUCACACAGGAGAGAGACCCUAUGGAUGUAAGCAGUGUGGGAAAACAUUCACUUUUCCUAGUGCCCUUCGACGACACCAAACAAUUCACACUGGAGAGAAACCCUUUGGAUGUAAGCAGUGUGGGAAAACAUUCAGUGUUUCCUGUGCCCUUCAAAGGCACAAAGUGACUCACACUGGAGAGAAACCCUUUGCAUGUGAAAAGUGUGGGAAAACAUUCAGUAUUUCCUAUGCCCUUCGAAGGCACAAAAGAACUCACACUGGAGAGAAACGCUUUACAUGUGAGAAGUGUGGCAAAGCCUUCACUGACUCUUGUCAUCUUCAGUCACAUCAAAGAACUCACACAGGAGAGAAACCCUAUGAAUGUAAGCAAUGUGGGAAAACAUUCACUUUUCCCAAUGCCCUUCGAAGACACCAAAGAAUUCACAGUGGAGAGAAAUCCUAUGGAUGUAAGCAGUGUGGGAAAACAUUCAGUGUUUCCUGUGCCCUUCGAAGGCACAAAAUGACUCACACUGGAGAGAAACCCUUUGCAUGUGAGAAGUGUGGCAAAGCCUUCACUGACUUCAGUUACCUUCAGUCACAUCAAAGAACUCACACUGCAGAAAAACCCUAUGAAUGUAAGCAAUGUGGAGAAACAUUCAGUGGUUCCUGUGCCCUUCGAAGGCACAAAAGAACUCAUGGAGAGAAACACUUUGCAUGUGAGAAGUGUGGCAAAGCCUUCACUGACUCUAGUCACCUUCAUUCACAUCAAGGAACUCACACAGGAGAGAAACCCUAUGAAUGGUAGCAAUGUGGGAAAAACAUCCACUUUUCCAGUGCCCUUCGAAGACACCAAACAAUUCACACUGGAGAGAAACCCUAUGGAUGUAAGCAGUGUGGGAAAACAUUCAGUGUUUCCUGUGCCCUUCGAAGGCACAAAAUGACUCACACUGGAGAGAAACACUUUGCAUGUGAGAAGUGUGGCAAAGUCUUUACUGACUCUAGUCACCUUCAAUCACAUCAAAGAACUCACACAGGAGAGAAACCCUAUGAAUGUAAGCAAUGUGGGAAAACAUUCACUUUUCCUAGUGCCCUUCGAAGACACCAAACAAUUCACACUGGAGAGAAACCCUAUGGAUGUAAGCAAAGUGGGAAAACCUUAAAGUCCUCUAGCGCCUUUACAACACAUGAAAGAACUCACACUGGAGAGAAACCCUAUGGAUGUAAGAAAUGUGGGAAAACCUUCCCUUCUUCUAGUUACCUUAAAGCACAUGAAAGAACUCACAUUGGAGAGAAACCCAAUAGAUGUAAGCAAUGUGGGAAAACAUUUACUUUUUCCUCUCACCUUCAAAGACAUGAAAACACUCACAUUGCAGAGAAGCAAAGAAUGUAAGCAAUGUGAGAAAUCCUUUACUCUUUCCUGUACUCUGUAAAGACAUGAAAACACUGGAGCAUAACCCUACAGUUGUAAGCAGUGUGAGAAAACAUUCGUUGAUUUGAUGUCCUACUCAGAUAAUAAUCUGAAUAGCUAGACUUUCAUAGUUAUAGUGAGUAUGGUUCCUGGCUUAUUUUGUUUUUUUUGACACAGGAUGUUAGUUUUAGUGUAGUCCUGGCUGCCUUAGAACUUGUGAUUUUCUUUCUUCAAGAGGAGAAACUGUUUCUUGUGUAUCUUCACAGUGAUCAUGACUAUUUAGGGUCCUGAGAUGAGGGUUCUAGGCAUAGACUCCUCUUUUUCUGUAAUAAUAAACCAGUCCAGGUGCGAUCUCAGUAAUCCUCUGUACACUGAACUUUCGGAGAGUGUAGGUAGCUUUCUAUUUAGGUACAGGCAUCUGCCAAGGUCCCCAGCGAGGGGUUGGGGUUCCUGAGAUGUCCAGAAG
Messenger RNA from Perognathus longimembris pacificus (Pacific pocket mouse), 2961 nucleotides. RefSeq names its product zinc finger protein 709-like. Gene Ontology annotation, biological process: regulation of DNA-templated transcription. The record is from RefSeq and is a predicted model, not a curated record. Lineage: Eukaryota; Metazoa; Chordata; Mammalia; Rodentia; Heteromyidae.